Anoplophora glabripennis (Asian longhorned beetle) is the source of this 1178-nucleotide messenger RNA. RefSeq lists its product as uncharacterized. The record is from RefSeq and is a predicted model, not a curated record. NCBI's taxonomy places the organism in Eukaryota, Metazoa, Arthropoda, Insecta, Coleoptera, Cerambycidae. The transcript is spliced from 3 exons. The coding region runs from base 5 to 1084 and encodes 359 amino acids.
UUUUAUGUCAUUUUAUGUUUCUUAUAUAUGUUUUUUAUCUGUCUAUGUUUUAUGUACGGUGUUGUAUGUGUCUAUUCUAUAUAGGAUUUUUAAAAUGAAUGAAGAUAUACCUAAUAUUUCACAAGCGCAAAUUGAGUUUAGACGUAAACAAUGGGAGGCUUUAUUUGAAAAAUAUGAAAAACAAAGUGAAGUCAAUACUGAAGCGUAUUAUGGUUUCGAAAUAAAUUACAAAAUGUUUCUCAAGCCUCCUUCAAAGAAAAUGUUGAAAUUAAAAAGAAAUAAAAGACCAAAAGGUAAAAAAAGAAAUAGGAGUCGGAAUACCCAAGCAGUUGACUUUGACCAAGAGGUUAAUAAAAUUUCUGAGAGUACAGUGUCUUCAACAGUUGAAGUUAUCGAUUCAUAUGCUCACCAGAUUAUUGACGAUUGCGAUACUGUUUCUGUUGAUUCUGGUGUAGAAAUGAUUGAUGAAGCAGUGGAAUUUCCUGAAACCAAUACUUCAAGUCCAUUCGUAAAUAUAGAUGCUAAAUUAAAUGACGAUAAUGAUGUUACACUUACCGAAAUGUCUAACUUAAAUGACGAAGUUCUCUGCUCUCAGGUUCACUCUACAGAGAACGAUUGUUUACAAAAAUUAAUACAUUUUAUUGAGAUAGAACUGAAUAGUAACCUGAAAACAUUAUUAAAACAGAGAGAUAGAUCCAAAUUAUUAGACUUUGAUGAUUACAAUUAUUGGCAUGAAUGUACAAAACGAGAAAUGACGAGAUUGGAAAAUUACAUUUCCAGAAACAAUUUGAGGGAAUACAUGAAACAUUGUUAUAGUGCCGACAUUCCAAAAUGUAUUAACGAUCAUAUAAUACACAAUGUAAUUUCUCAUCAACUGAAGAGUAAUAUAAAAAAAUUAUUUUUAAAACGAGAAUUUUCCAGACACGAUAAAGACAAGUAUUUGAAAUAUCGUAAACGGGUCUUUGUGGAAUGGCAAAGACUUUCUGAAGUAAUACCCCUUGACUACCUACUUUCUUAUGGAGAUAACAUUUUAUUUUGUAUUGAAAAACUUAAGAGCGAACGUCGUUUUCCAAUGAGGAAUUAAAUCUAAAUUUUAGUUUAAGUAAUGAGUUAAGUAUUGUUUUACUUGUGAACCAUAUACUGUUUUUUAUUCUUUUUGAAUAAACUAUACACAAAUA